GCAUUUUCUUCCAUAACCGAGAAGCGCCGUCAGAUUCCAUCUGCAAUGGCCUUCGACCCGCGCAGCGUCGCCUUUGAGGGCCGUCUACACGCCGACCGCCGCACCGCCGAGUACGUUGGACGUGCCAGCCACGAAGCCGACGCCGCGUGCUUUCGCUCCAAGCGUGCGAUGGGCGUUCACGCUCAUUCUCGCGUCUUCUACUUCGAGACUCAGAUUGUGGCGACAAACCCUGAAUUAGCAGCUAAUUCUCUACCUCCGAGAAUCAAUACUGCUAAUUCAUCGGAACCAAUCCGACGCCAUGCAGCUCAAGAUCGCGACGCCGCAGCUACUUCUGCUCGGGACUGGCGACGUCGAGCAGAGCUGGAGGCCAUGGACAUGGAGGACGUGCAGCUCCCAGCGCUUAACGGAGACUCGGGUGGUGUACCUGUGAACUUUAAUUUUUCACUAAAUUCCAGAACCAUGCAGCACAUGCGGGCCCGACUCGACCGCCGCAGACUGCGCCGCAGUAGCGAAAAGAAGAGAUUUACCCAUAAAGUGGCCGUGGGGUUUCUACUGGACGAGACAGAGCAAGGAUCAGGCAGUAUUGUUCGAGGUUUUACCGGUUUUUCCGGUUUCUUAGAGGCACGUCGCACUGUGAAGCAGUUGAUGCAGCGAGUUCUACCAGAUACAACUGCAGAUGGAGACUCCGAGUCAUCAGAAGACGGCGAAAGGAAACCUGUGAAAACUUAUCCUUCGAUUUUACAUCGAGAUCUCGGGGAGACUGUCAAUUCGCUUGCAUAUGUGGGCAAAACUGGCCGCGUCAUUUCCCACGGACGCGAGUUCUUGCAGUGCGAGCGCUACGGCGCUGGCGAUGUGGUCGGAUGCGGGAUCUUGAUGGACACUAAUACGUUCUUUUUUACGUUGAAUGGCAAGUUAAUGGGCAUGCUGGCAGCUCGAGAUGUGUACGAUCUGGACGAUUUUGGAGGCGUAGAGAGCUCGGUCGAUAGUGAAAGUGACGAAGACUUGGAUAGUGGGGAGGAAGACGGUGUGAAUGGUGUGCACUCUGAUAAAGGAGUAAGAAUCGUUUUGGACAGAGUCCAUGACGUGGAAAUGGAAGAUAUCGACGGUCGAUAUGAAGAGGAAAAGGCCUUGUACCCGGCUGUGAGUCUUCACGGCGCUGGGGAGUGUGUGAAGGGAGUGUUUGAACCACAGGAGUUUCUAUUCGAUUUAACAGGUUUUGAACAACAGAUUCAGAAGGAACGGCAGCGAGCGCUGCUCGCUGAGCGCGAGAAAAGAAGCGAGAAUGGUCCUCCAGGUGCUAUUGAGCAGGCAGAUUGCAAGGACGAGGCUGCUAUGAAGAAGCUAGUGCAAGACUUCUUCCUGCAUUACGGCUACGAGAGUGCCUACAAAGCGUUUGAAGAGACUCUUGCGCCUUCAAAGCGAGAGCAAGCGUCGAACGGGAUGGAACUGGACUGUGAUGAAUCUAGUGUGACAGAAUAUAUGGAGGAUGAAGGCAAAAACGAGGAUAUGGAUGUUGGAGACACGCAACCAAGCUCAAAGAAACAGCAGAUGAUCGAGUCGCUCAGUCUCCGCCACGAAGUUCGUGACCAUAUCCGCUGUUUCCGUACAGCACAGGCGCUUGUCGUACUCGAGCACCAUGUGCCUGCACUCCUGAAUAACUGGUCAAGCUAUCGGUCCAGACGUCUACGAAAACUGAUGCUCUACUGUCGGAUCCUCUGCGUUAUUGACGUCUUGACUAGCGACAGUGAGACUAAGCCAGCUGCUCUAUCAACCAACGGUACAGCGACAUCUUCAAGUGAUGAACUGAAUUGCAGUGGAUGGAAUCCUGAGCUGGCGAUUGAGUUUGCUCGCCAAGUCUUUGGAUCUUCCGAGAUCUCAAACGGGAAGCGCAAACGAUCAGACUCUAGUAAUGGUACUGAGACAAAACGUGAGAGUACAGAUGACGUUGCAUUGGCGAUGAGUUUGCUGCUGUACGACCAGCGCGAGAACGUCCCCACGACAAGUCGAGCAAUGAGGUUCUUGACGUCUGAGUUUCGAGAAUCCGUUGCUGAUCAACUCAACAGUUUAUUGCUGACGAGCAAUGAUUCUACGAAGACCGAGCCGCGCGUUUCUGCUCUUGAAACGUUCAUGAAAGAUUUGGCAAAGUUACAAAAAGAGUGUUUGCACCAGGGCUGUCGUGUGUACCCAGAGAGCGGUGAGGGUACGAGUAGUGGCAAAGGCACAACCACAGCACGUCGACGAUCGUCGGUGUAUUCCAGCUCAGACGAUUCUUCGUCACAAAGUGACCAGGAGGACCGUUUAGAUGACGAGGAUGAGUAAAUUUUGGCUUCACAUUACAAGAAUUUGGCAGUGGCUACCCGAUAGACUUAGGGCCCAUUACUUCGAUAGUAUUAUGCAUGCACGGAAAUAAAUAUUAGGAUGGGUUUUAAUUCUCCGACUUCCUGCUCCCAUCAAAUAGGUUUUGGUUGAAUAUACGUACUUCGGUUGGUGCUUAUUGACAAAUAACAGUACCAUUUUUCAUUUUACAG
Molecule: messenger RNA, 2528 nt
Organism: Phytophthora nicotianae INRA-310
Lineage: Eukaryota; Oomycota; Peronosporomycetes; Peronosporales; Peronosporaceae
Exons: 1
Coding region: 46-2319 (757 amino acids)
Biological process (GO): cytoskeleton organization; cell surface receptor signaling pathway
Cellular component (GO): cytoplasm
Molecular function (GO): protein binding
Source: RefSeq, a predicted model, not a curated record